CAAAGAUAAGGAGACUGUAUGACAUUGCUAACAUUUUAGCAACUUUAGACCUUAUCAGGAAAAUCCGCAUCACCGACAUCAGGGACAGAAAACCUACCUACCAGUAUAUAGGGCCAGAUCUGGAGCAAGUGCAUGAAUUAAAUGUAUGUUACCAUGAUGGAUAUCAUCGGCCGACUUCUAGACAUUCCAUGCUUGACUGUGUCAAGAACCAGCAAAUGUCUGAAAUUCUAUCAACACAUGGACAUCGACCUAUUAAACCAAAUGAUUGCAAAGGACUAGGGGACGGGGCUCCUAGGAAGAACUCCAUGCCCAGACAUUCCUCUUUUGAGCAGAUCUGCCAGGUCGCGGAGAAGGAACGAGACAAGUUGUACGCCUCAAUGUCACAGCCAUCAAGUCCAACCGAGAAACACAGCUUUGAUGAUUCACGAAUGACCUCCAGUCAAGAGGAGCCAAACACCAUUCGCAAGAGUGUUGGUAAACGAAUCAUUGUCAAGCAAAAGGGUACAGAAUUCCAGAUCAUUCAUCCUACAAAAACAACAGUAUUGAAAACCGACGCAGCUACUUCUACCGUGCCAAAGCCCUCGGGGGGCGUCUCCAAAGAUACAAAGACUAUGGAGACCAUAGUCAUCAAAGCCAAACAGAGCUCUUCUCUGCCACUGACCCCAGAUCAGAUAAAUGCAGUACUUAAAUCCUUGAAAGUGCCAGUACCUAUCAAGAAGGAAGGUGAAGCAAAGGAGAUACAGAGUCCAGUCAAGAGUGAGAAUGCCCCUGAGGCUGGUGCCUUUCAAGCAGUGAAGAGGGCCUAUGUUCUGCAGAAUGGGGAACCGGAGGUGAAACGGUUCAGGUUGGAGUAUCCUUCACCCCCAACGGAUGAGGACGAGGUCAAGUCAAAAAAAACUUCAACUGACAUCAAAGGGAAAACACCCCCUCAGAGAGCUUUAACUUCGGAAUUCAUGGAUGCAAAAGGAUCCCAAAGCUCGUCAGACGUAGAGCCGUCUCAGUCGACAGAUUCAUGUGACUCGGAACCAUCAGGGAGUAGUAAAAACAAUCAGGGACAAAUUCACAGAAUAGCAGUACAGUUGCCAAAUCAGCCUCCUACCAUAUUGCAGUUACCUUUCAUUCAGCGCCAACCGGCCACCUCCAUAUCGCACAUGCAGAUCAUUCAGGGCGUUCCGAUGAGUGCCACGGAUGGUACAGGACAAGCGGUAAACUUCAUGGUGCCUGUAACUUUUAGUCCUCCCCUUACCCCUAACAGUAGUUCCUCCCCUAGUCCAACUGUGUUCACUUUUGCAGGUCAACCCACUUUCGUGAACCAGCAUCACCUAAUUGGUCAACCACCCGUGAAAUUGUCGCCGAUUUCCGUUUCCAUGGCCAGUGUCUCCCAGAAUAGUGCUGUUCAGUCCUCCCCCAUUAUUCCCCCCCAGCAGAUGAUCACCCCCACAGAACGCCCCACCCCCACGGCUAAGUUCUUCCGGAACACCCCCGGGGGCUUGAUUCCACUGUCAACCAUUUCAGCUGCAGCCAGCAACUUUGCAGCCAAAGAGGGCCUGGCAACAGCAAGGAAGCUUGACCUCCCUGACCUCAGUGCUAAUGACGUCUGCUGAGUCGAUCUCAUAUUUUAUUGACUUGUAGAAUAUUCAUAUUUAAGUUUAAAAAAGUAUAAAUGUAUUUUAUUGAGGGAUGAUUGCAUGUUGUUGUUUUUGGCUGAAGAAUGUGUCCUGUGCUGUCCUUUUAACUUGUAGUUAACUUGAUGGAAAAAAAGUGUGUUUUAACUUAUGGCUUAUGUCUAAUUUUAUGUGGUGCACUAAGAUGUAAAAAAGUUAGACCAAAGUAUUUAUUCUCUGCACAAGAAUUGUGUAUCUGCAUGAAAUGAAUUUUUUUUUGUAGUAUUUAUUAUGUAAAGCCUCUUAUUUUGAAAACAAGCCUAGCUAUAUAUAUAAUAUUGUUUUUUUUUUUUGCUUAGUAUGGAACUAAUGAUGCACUGUAUUUCUGGAAAAAACUAUAUAGGAAAAAUCUACAGAAGGAAAAUGUUAAUUUCGAGCUUGCAUUUUAUAAGGAUGAUAGAGGAGGUGUUAAGUGUAAAAUAAAAUAAAAUGUGUUUUUUCGUGUACAAAUGUUUGGUCCUACAUGGUGUUGUAAAAUCUGUAAUUGGAAAGCAUAUAUACUAUUGUUGGAAGAGAAAUGCAUGUGUAAAAAUGUUAGGGGUUUGAAGUGUAAUGUGUAGAAUAGGUGAAUGUUAAUAGAUGAAAUUUGUCAUUAGGAUGAUGUUUCUGGGUCCAUGCUAAAUGUACAAAAGUUUGACUUGCAGUGUGUCGAUAUAGAAUGGUAAUGGGAAAAUAUAUACCCAUGUAGAAUGUAAUUGCGAAAAAAAUUGUUGUAUAAAGUUAAGCUGGGGUACAUGAAUUUUUUCUUGUCUGAUUUUGGGUCUACGAUAUGCAUGUUGUUUGACUAGUGUACUUGGAAGAAGGCUGUCUGGAAUUUUUGUAGAACUUUCUGAAUGCAUUAGAGUUGAGACAAAGAAGAUAAUUUGUGGCAAACUGUGAUACAUCUUUAUUGUUUAGUUUGUCAACUUUGUUUAUCAAUACAAUGUGGUUGUAAUCAUUUUGAUAAUUUCUGUAGAUUCCAAUUUUGUUAAGUUUUUUUUUUUGAAAGAUUUUUUUAGGCAGCAUUCAUAGUACCCAGUACCCGCAUGUAAUGCAUAUAUGUUUUGUUUAUUUUUUAUUUAUUUUUUUCCUAAUAAUAAUAGUUUUAUUUUUGCAUGGGCAGUACUAUAAUAUUUUUUUUAAAUAUAUAAUAUUUGAGCUAGCUCAAUAUGUUUAUUUUAUUAAUCAGCGAGUUGAGAGGAAGAUCACAUGAACACUGUGUAGGAGUUAUCUUCCCUUCAUCUAAAUCCACACACAGUCAUUUCAUUCCUGGAUUAUAGUAUUUUAAUUAGCAAACAAAUCAGCUCACUUUAUUCAUGAUACUCUUUUGUUUUUUGUUAGACAACAAGUAUUGUUAAGUUGUUUCUUUUAUUAUUCUAUGUUUUAACCCUGCAUCGUGCACAAUUUCUUCCAAUGUAAUUGAUUAAAUUGCUGCAUGAAAGUCAAAUUGUACAUAGAUAAUUGUAUAUAAAGGAAUAAUAAACUAUUUAAUGAUACA
This is a messenger RNA of Saccostrea cuccullata (small rock oyster), 3141 nucleotides long. Its product is annotated as transcription factor E2F7-like. Lineage: Eukaryota; Metazoa; Mollusca; Bivalvia; Ostreida; Ostreidae. The record is from RefSeq and is a predicted model, not a curated record. The annotation marks the transcript as partial. The transcript has 5 exons.